AUGUCGUCUCCGGCACGUCGUCGCUCGACGCGAAGCUCGCAGGCAGGCACUCCUCGAGCCAUCAGAGCAACAACUGCAACAGCAGCAGCAGCAGCAGCUCCGGUGGCAUCGAGCCCGCUCUUUUACCAAUCGUCAUCACCGGCGGCUGAGGAGGCGCCGAUGGCACCGUCAUCGCCUCUGCGGCAGAUGAGCAACACGCAGAGCACGAUCCCCAUCCCACCAAGUUCACCGCUGCGGCAGAUGAGCGACACACAGAGCGUCUCAGCAGGCGAGCGAACACCGCGGGCGAGUGCUUUUCUGGGCGUUGGCGGGUCGUCUCCAAUCCGGUACGAUCCGAGCUCGAGUCCGGGACGAAACCUGCUGCAGUCGGAUCUGCGCAGCGAGAGCAGCGGACUCUUUGUCGAGCAGCGGUCGGGAUCGGCCGGGCCUGGACGCUCGCGGCGGGGCGACAUCCAUUCGGACGCGCUGUCUCGCACGCCGCGGGGUCCGCCUCGCCGCAUCAUGCUGGACGACGCCGGGCGGGUGAUGAGCGAGGCGGCGACGCCCGGGUCCGAGGCCGGCUCGUUUGCGGCUCACGGAUUGGACACGUCAGAAGCACAGGCACUGGGCGGCCACAGCCAGAGCCUGAUUUGGGGCACGACAGUGUCGAUUGACGACACGUUUGCGUCGUUCAAGGACUUUCUACGCAACUUUACACGCAAGUACCGGCUCUGGCUGGACGGCAUGAGCGAAGCCGAAACGGCUGGCCGGGCUGACGCCGAGUCGCGACCGUACUGGGAGACGAUGCAAAACAUGCUGCUGCUGGGAACAACGCGGCUCUACGUCGACAUCCGCGACCUCAAGGCGUACCCGCGCACGAACAAGCUGUGGUACCAGGCACAGGCAUACCCGCAGGAAAUCGUGCCGAUCAUGGACCAGUCGGUGCACGAUCUGAUGUCGGAACUGGCUCACGGCGAGGCCAACCGGCAGAAGGCAGCAGCAGCAGCGGCAGCGUCGGCCUCUUCGUCGCAGACAUCGCAGUCCAGGGCGGCAGCUGCGGGCAGUCAGAGCUCGGACGUCCACUUUCCCAGCUCGGAGCGUGGCUCAGAGCCGCCGGAGACGCCUCGGCCAUCGCAGAAUGGAGGAGCAGCGGCAGCAGCAGCAGCAGCAGCAUCGACACUGGAAGAUGACGUUAGCAAGACGGUGUACAUUGUGCGGCCGUUUGGGCUAGACACGUCGACGAACCUGCGGGAGCUGAACCCGUCAGACAUGGACCGACUGAUCGCGGUGAAGGGGCUGGUGAUCCGGACGACGCCGGUGAUCCCAGACAUGAAGGACGCCUUUUUCAAAUGCCAGGCAUGCAAUCACUCGGUGACGGUGAGCUUGGACCGAGGCAAGAUCCGCGAACCGACACGGUGUCCACGGCCGACGUGCGGGACAAGCAACUCGAUGCAGAUCGUGCACAACCGGUGCAUCUUCGAGGACAAGCAGGUGAUCAAGCUGCAAGAGACGCCGGAUGCCGUGCCGGCCGGCCAGACGCCGCACUCGGUGUCGGUGUGCGUGUACAACGAGCUGGUGGACUUUUGCAAGGCCGGUGACCGGGUACUAAUCACCGGCAUAUUCCGGGUCAAUCCGGUGCGCGUGAACCCGCGGCAGCGUACGGUGAUGAGCGUGCACAAGACGUACGUAGACGUGCUGCACAUCCAGAAGGUGGACGCGCGGCGGCUGGGUGCCGACCCAUCGACGCUGGACGGCGAGGCCGGCGGUCAAGAGAGCAACGGCCAGGAUGUCGAUGCGGCAGCAGCAGCAGCAACGGGCGGUGAAGCCGGAAUGGCCAACCGCAUGGAGGAGACGCGGUCGUGGACGGCCGAGGAAGAAGCGCAGAUCCGGGCGACGGCAGGACGGGCGGACCUCUACGACCUUCUGGCACGUUCGCUGGCCCCAUCGAUCUACGAGCUGGACGACGUCAAGAAGGGGAUCCUGCUGCAGCUGUUUGGCGGCACCAACAAGACGUUCCAAAAGGGCGGCAGUCCGCGAUACCGCGGCGACAUCAACGUGCUGCUGUGCGGCGACCCGUCGACAGCCAAGUCGCAGAUGCUCAGCUACGUGCACAAGAUCGCGCCACGCGGCGUCUACACGAGCGGCAAAGGGUCGUCGGCGGUGGGUUUGACGGCGUAUGUGUCACGUGACCCGGAGACGAGACAGCUCGUAUUGGAGUCAGACCUGCCGGUGCCGCAGAACAUUGACCUGCCGCCGACGCUGCUGUCGCGGUUUGACCUGGUGUACCUGAUCCUGGACCGUGCCGACGACAAGGCCGACCGUCGGCUGGCUCGCCAUCUGUUGUCAAUGUACCUCGAGGACAAGCCGCAGUCGGCCCGAUCGGCCAGCGAGCUGCUGCCUGUCGAGUUUCUGACCUCGUACAUCUCCUUUGCGCGCGCCCACGUGCAUCCGGUGCUCUCGGCCGAGGCAGGCUCUGCUCUGGUCGAGGCCUACGUCGAGAUGCGCCGUCUCGGCCAGGACGUGCGCGCAGCCGAAAAGCGCAUCACUGCCACCACGCGCCAGCUCGAGAGCAUGGUUCGUCUCGCCGAGGCCCACGCCAAGAUGCGUCUCGCCACCACCGUCACUGCUGCCGAUGUCCGCGAGGCCCAUCGCCUCAUCCAGUCCGCCCUCAAGACCGCCGCUACCGACGCCCAGGGCCGCAUCGACAUGUCCUUGCUGACAGAAGGCACCAGCGCUGCCGAGCGAAAGCGCCGCGCUGAUUUGCGCGUCGCCGUCGUCCGCCUGCUCGACGAGCAUCAGCAGGGCCAGGGCGCCGGUCCUGGUGCUGGCCCGCUCACUAUGCGCUAUGCAGAUCUCGCCCGUCGUCUGGCGGAGACCGCAUCCGUGCCGGUCGAGCCGUCUGACCUGGCCGAGUGCGUGCGCAGUCUCGAGAUGGACGGAUCCGUCUCCGUCAGCGGCGAGGGCGCCCGUCGGACCAUUCGGCGGCUGAACCGGGUCGGAUAG
This is a messenger RNA of Grosmannia clavigera kw1407, 2982 nucleotides long. Its product is annotated as DNA replication licensing factor mcm4. Bases 1 to 2982 code for a protein of 993 amino acids. NCBI's taxonomy places the organism in Eukaryota, Fungi, Ascomycota, Sordariomycetes, Ophiostomatales, Ophiostomataceae. Gene Ontology annotation, biological process: double-strand break repair via break-induced replication; mitotic DNA replication initiation; DNA strand elongation involved in DNA replication. Gene Ontology annotation, cellular component: nucleus; MCM complex. Gene Ontology annotation, molecular function: ATP binding; single-stranded DNA helicase activity; single-stranded DNA binding. The transcript is spliced from 2 exons. The record is from RefSeq and is a predicted model, not a curated record.